CGUAGUGUCGGUGUUUGGUGUGUCACCUCUGCUGCUUUCCAAAUCUUCCCUGCUCCACACAACCAUCUCCUAGGUCCUCCAGACGCAAGCCAGACAUUGGCUUGCAUUUAGAUUCGGGACCUAUUUUCCUUGUCAUCCCCGGCAGGUUUAUGAGCUCCAAGGAGAAGCCCACUCUCGGUGGCACGCGGAUCAAGACCCGCAAAAGGAAUAUUGCGGUUCCUUUAGAUCCGACCAGCUUUGCAGAUGCGAUCGUCCACAUCUACAAGGAUCAUCAAGGGGACUUGGAGCUUAUAGCGAAGGAUAUCGACUCUUCCGAACUUGAUUUUUCUCGAUAUGGGGAGACCUUCUUCGAGGUGGUCCUUAGCGGCGGUCGUAUGCAGCCUGGCACAACCAAGCCGGAGGAAGGGGCAGAGCGGCAGCCCUGGAAUGUUCUCAACUCUUCUCCGACGAAGGAGGGGGUUCUCACCCAUGUCCUUUUCAUCCAGAAGAUUCUGCGACGCCGUCCGUUCAUGAUCAAAUCUUUGGAGAAUGUGCUGCGCCGAUGGGUGCAGUCUCUGGAAAUGUAUGAGCCUGAAGAGAGAAAGCGCCUUGCAGUCUUGACUGCUCUCUGCUUCUCACAGCGCUUUACCGGACUGGCACCUGAUGUCAUUUUUAUAGCCCUCCUUAAUGACGCGCUCGUUACUAAGGGCACCUCCCUUGGCUUUAUCACGGACUUUUUCCGUGUCUACAUGGCGGAGACGAACAUGGAUGACCUUGUGGGCCUGCUAAAGAAGGGCAAGGUCGAUCAGCGGCUGAUCGAGUUCCUGCCCUCUCAGAAGCGGACUCCGGAGGCCUUCGCACAACACUUCAGCAACGAGGGCUUGAAGGCUUUGGCGGAUUACCAGAAGAAGGUGGUGUUUGAUGUGAAGCUGAAGGAGCUGCACACAGCCCUCGCUGACAUGAUUGAGGAAGAGCACACAGAUGUGGGCGACGUGAUCGACAUGGUUAAGCAGAGAAAGAAGGAGGGCGGCCUGGCUGAUGGUGAUGUUGUCCGCACAGUUUGGGAUGCAGUCAUGGGCGCCGUGCAGUGGUCAGGCAAGAAUGUGCAACAGAACUCAAAUACAGCAUUGCGACAGCUCAAAUCCUGGGCGAAGCUAUUGGAGGCGGUGUGCUCAUCUGCCAAGAUGGAGCUGGAGCUGCUUUACCACAUUCAGAUGCAAUGUUACGAGGAUGCCAAGAUCCAGCGCCUCUUCCCCGAGUUCGUUAGAACUCUAUACGACUGUGAUGUGCUAGCGGAGGACACCAUCAUGCUGUGGUUCCGUAAGGGUUCCAACCCGAAAGGAAGGCAAUUGUUUGUCAAGGCUCUUGAGCCUUUCAUUAAGUGGCUGGAAGAAGCAGAUGAGGAGGAAGAUUAAGUCCUCGAGGUGUUAUGGUACCUGUCAAAUGCACAUUCAAUCAUUGCAUAUGGACCAACUCUGCAGCAGAGUUUGUUGACUUUUGCUUAAUGUUUUUGAAGCAAGUCUCUGGGUGCAUCAAAAUUUUAACGUUCAUAGGCAAUCCAGCGUAUAUACUGACUACCCUAAGGUGUAGACAAGCAUUGCAUAUGUAGACAAGCUCUACCUUCAUG
Closterium sp. NIES-67 is the source of this 1606-nucleotide messenger RNA. NCBI's taxonomy places the organism in Eukaryota, Viridiplantae, Streptophyta, Zygnematophyceae, Desmidiales, Closteriaceae. The record is from the annotation of a GenBank genome assembly.